AGCUAUCCGUCCAAGCCCGGUGUCCACCAGUCCAAAGCUGGCAUGUGGGCUUUCGCUGUACCACAAAAUGGAAAUGUCUUUGCGUCAGGUAUUGCUUCAAGUUCUGGAAUUGAGAUGCAUUCUAGUCGCCCAUCUAAGCCCCAGCAGCCACGUUACCCGUCCAAGCCCGUGCCCCAGCCCCAGCAGCCACGUUACCAGCCCCAGCAGCCGAGCUAUCCGUCCAAGCCCGUGCCCCAGCAGCCACGCUCCCUGUCAAAGACCAUGCCACAACCGAGCUACCCGUCCAAGCCCAUGCCCCAGCCACGCUACCAGCCCCAGCUGCCGAGCUAUCCCUCCUAUCCCAUGCCCCAGCUGCCGAGCUACCCGUCCAAGCCUGUGCCCCAGCAGCCACGUUACCAGCCCCAGCUGCCGAGCUAUCCCUCCUAUCCCAGGCCCCAGCUGCCGAGCUACCCGUCCAAGCCUGUGCCCCAGCAGCCACGUUACCAACCCCAGCAGCCGGGCUACCCG
Messenger RNA from Larimichthys crocea (large yellow croaker), 507 nucleotides. RefSeq names its product B1-hordein. NCBI's taxonomy places the organism in Eukaryota, Metazoa, Chordata, Actinopteri, Sciaenidae. The annotation marks the transcript as partial. The record is from RefSeq and is a predicted model, not a curated record. The transcript has a single exon.